AUGGCAGUCAUCAACGGUAUGUCCCUCCAUACCGCUCACCGAAACCCUAAGGCACAAUUUCGUAUGGCUGAGGUAGUCCUUCAAAGGAAGGAGAGGGAGAGAACCUACGCGAACGAGAAGAAAUUAGCUAACGAGAAGAAAAGUAAAAAUAGACCGCGUACCAUGAACCCCAAGGGAACGCAUAAGUAUGUACAUCAUGAUUCUCCACCAUUGAAGUCGUCAUCAAACAUGGAUGCACGAGUCGAAAAGAACACCUGGAAAGGACGCUACCGGAACGUGAAGCGAGAGGAAGGAAGGCGAUUACGGCGCAUUGCCAAAGGACCGCGCAUGUCCACUAACGCAAAGAUAGGCUUCAUACUGGCAAAUGUCUUCUAUGGUUUGUUCAAAGACUGUGCUGGGGUCUGGUUUUCACGGAAGCGGUGCUCGAAUUCAUCACCUGUUCCUACAGAGUCGGAAGACUAG
Molecule: messenger RNA, 462 nt
Organism: Desarmillaria tabescens
Lineage: Eukaryota; Fungi; Basidiomycota; Agaricomycetes; Agaricales; Physalacriaceae
Exons: 3
Coding region: 1-462 (153 amino acids)
Source: RefSeq, a predicted model, not a curated record